GUUUCGUUAUAAAAAAGGAAACAACCCUUCCCAUUACUCAAAAUAUCCCUUCCAUCUGUGUGAGAGAAAACAUGGAAGGUGAUGGCAGGUGUAGCCAACCAUUCCAUGUUCUUGGGGCCCUUCUCAUUCUCAUCUUCCUCAUCUCUGACAUUAAAACAUGCUCAGCAUCGACAAAGGUCGAGCCCCACAUCAAAGCCAGCGCCGAGUUCAUUCGAAGUUCAUGCACUGUGACCACCUAUCCACGAGUCUGCUUCCAAUCUCUCUCUGCCCAUGCAAGUGACAUUCACACCAGCCCUAGAAAACUAGCCCACGUCGCAUUAUCUGUGAGCCUAUCAGCCGCCCGAUCGACUUUGGCCGUGUUAUCGAAGCUAUCUGCAGGAAAUCACUUGAAGCCUAGAGAGGCAGGCGCGAUGAGCGACUGCAUCAAGACGAUAGGUGAUUCGGUUGAUGAGCUCCAACAAUCUUUAGAGGAGAUGGGGCACCUGAAUGGGCCACAAUUCAAUAGUCGGAUGGACAACAUCAAGACAUGGGUGAGCGCCGCUGUGACGGAUGAGGAUACGUGCAUGGAUGGCUUCGCUGGAAAUGCCAUGAAUGGCGACAUCAAGAACAAGGUGAGGGGCCAUGUCGUGAAUAUUGCGCAGCUGACAAGCAAUGCUUUGGCGCUUAUCAGCCACCUCUCGUAGACUCGAGAGAAGUCACUGUAGUGGGAGUUUCAAUGUAGAUGAUGUGCAUGCAAUUCCUAAGAUUUUCUGGUCUACUAUCCUAAGAUUUGUAAUGUUGUAGUUUCAGGGAUGUUUGUUGAUUCAUGGCAUUUCAUGUGUUUGGUUAAACCUAAUGUGUGUAACUUUGGGGGGAUGACAUGCAAAACCAUAUUAGGAGGAAAUGAAAUUUCCUUGAAAGCUAAGGAAUUUGAUAACUUCAUGUCUCCUUUUUUCUU
Messenger RNA from Magnolia sinica, 937 nucleotides. Its product is annotated as 21 kDa protein-like. Gene Ontology annotation, molecular function: enzyme inhibitor activity. Gene Ontology annotation, biological process: negative regulation of catalytic activity. The transcript has a single exon. NCBI's taxonomy places the organism in Eukaryota, Viridiplantae, Streptophyta, Magnoliopsida, Magnoliales, Magnoliaceae. The record is from RefSeq and is a predicted model, not a curated record. Bases 72 to 683 code for a protein of 203 amino acids.